UCCAGGGUCUCUGAGACCUCGCGUUAUUAGCUUAUACCCGCAGCGCUUCGGUUCGGUUCGCCUCCUCCCAACAACAGGUGUAAAGGAGCGGCUGGAUGAACAGACAGAAAUCGAGGACAAGAGAAUAUAACCAGAGGAUAUUUGCAAACAGUUGUAAUCGUAAAGAAGUAGGUUACAUGUCCUGCAAGAUUGACGGAGUUCACUUCAUCGUCUUUCUAUGCGCGCUGCGCACGCUUUCCAUCCUGUCUGCCCCAGUUUUCUGCGCUAUAGGCUGCACCAUUUCUAUCUCUUUCUAACGGAAAAAGAGAAGAGAUUAUGAAGAAAAACAACUGUGCUCUGUUAAUGGAUGUCCUCCACUCACACGGAAUAAUGGAAUAAAGUAGGAUAUAAGCUACUCUGAAGAUAAAAACAUAUGCAUUUAUCAUCAAGGAUUCGACGAUGUGAAGUCCUCUUAUAGAACACGGAUUGUUCUAGGUUAUUCGUUUAGUACCUAAAUACGGAAUACAAACAUAGUUAUUUUUUUUGUUUUGUUUUGAAAACCAGUUGUUGCAUCCCCUAAACGCGGAAUAGCCUGGAGAGAAGAGGCAUCUUUCUAUGUGGGAUCAAUUGAUAUAUCCCUAAACAUCCACGGCGAAAUUCUGUGAUGCCCUAGCUACAGCAGGACCCACAACAGCACCUGCCGUAAAAGCUGAGUUGAGGUGAGGUGAGAUGUCUCAGCUGUACUACCGGCGGACAGACAGCUCUUCGUACCGGGACCGUAUCCCUCUGCGGAUCGUCCGGUCUGAGUCGGAGCUGUCUUCCCUGGAGAAGGCCUAUCUGGGAACCGUGGAGAAGGGAGACUACGGCAGCGUCAAACAGGCUCUGGAGGAGGCCGAGAUCUACUUCAAGAUUAACAUUAACUGUAUAGACCCGUUAGGCCGCACAGCUCUGCUGAUCGCCAUCGAGAAUGAGAACCUGGAGAUCAUAGAACUACUGCUGAGCUUUAAUGUGUAUGUCGGAGAUGCACUGCUGCACGCCAUCCGCAAAGAGGUGGUGGGGGCCGUGGAACUGCUUCUCAACCACAAGAAAUCCAGCGGAGGCAUGCAGGUUCCUCCGAUCCUAUUGGACAAGCAGUUCUCUGACUUCACUCCUGACAUCACCCCCAUCAUUCUGGCAGCUCACACCAACAACUAUGAGAUCAUCAAACUACUGGUGCAGAAAGGAGUGGCUGUUCCACAACCACACGAGGUGCGUUGUAACUGUGUGGAGUGUGUGUCCAGCUCGGAUGUGGACAGCCUUCGCCACUCCCGAUCCCGUCUCAACAUCUACCGAGCCCUGUCCAGCCCUUCCCUCAUCGCCCUCUCCAGUGAAGACCCCUUCCUCACAGCAUUCAGACUGAGCUGGGAACUACAGGAGCUUAGCAAGGUGGAGAAUGAGUUUAAGUCGGAGUAUGAGGAGUUAUCCCAACAGUGUAAGCAGUUUGCUAAAGACCUUCUGGAUCAGACCAGGAGCUCCAGAGAGCUGGAGAUGAUCCUGAACUACAGAGACGACAUCAACCUGCUGGAGGAGGAGGGAAACAACGACCUGGCUAGACUCAAACUGGCUAUUAAAUACCACCAGAAAGAGUUUGUAGCACAGCCCAAUUGUCAGCAGCUGCUGGCGUCUCGCUGGUACGAUGAGUUCCCAGGCUGGAGACGUCGUCACUGGGGAGGGAAGUUCCUCACCUGUGUCUUCCUCAGCCUCCUCUUCCCUGUCUUCUCCCUCUGCUACCUCAUAGCCCCGAAGAGCCGCUAUGGACUUUUCAUCAGGAAGCCCUUCAUCAAGUUUAUCUGCCACACAGCCUCCUACCUCACCUUUCUGUUCCUGCUCCUGCUGGCAUCACAGCAUAUAGUGACUACAGAACCGGACAGACAGGGGCCAGCACCUACUACUGUAGAAUGGAUGAUACUGCCCUGGGUACUGGGUUUUAUCUGGACAGAGAUCAAGCAGAUGUGGGAUGGAGGGUUGCAGGACUAUAUACAUGACUGGUGGAACCUCAUGGACUUUGUAAUGAACUCUCUGUACCUGGCUACCAUAUCACUGAAGAUAGUGGCCUAUACCAGGUACAGUGGCUGUAAGCCCAGGAACCAGUGGGAGAUGUGGCAUCCCACCCUGGUAGCUGAGGCUGUGUUUGCCAUUGCCAACAUCUUCAGUUCCCUUCGUCUCAUCUCCCUGUUCACAGCUAACUCCCACCUGGGACCUUUACAGAUCUCCCUGGGACGCAUGCUGCUGGACAUCCUCAAGUUCCUCUUCAUCUACUGUCUGGUGUUGCUGGCGUUCGCCAACGGUCUGAACCAGCUCUACUUCUACUACGAGACAAAGGCCUCAGACGAGAAUGGCAAGUGUAAAGGCAUCCGCUGUGUCGAGCAGAACAACGCUUUCUCCACGUUGUUUGAGACUCUCCAAUCUCUGUUCUGGUCUAUCUUCGGUCUGAUCAGUCUGUACGUGACUAACGUAGACGCGGACCAUCAGUUUACAGAGUUUGUAGGGGCCACCAUGUUUGGAACCUACAACAUAAUCUCCCUGGUGGUUCUACUGAACAUGCUGAUCGCCAUGAUGAACAAUUCCUAUCAACACAUCGCUGACCACGCAGACAUUGAGUGGAAGUUUGCAAGGACCAAGCUGUGGAUGAGUUACUUUGAGGAGGGGGGUACUCUACCUUCUCCCUUCAAUAUCGUACCCAGCCCCAAGUCAGUGUGGUACCUGGUGUGUUGGACCAAGAGACAUGUCUGUAAGAUGCCCCACUCCAAACCAACUGACACCUUCGGCACCCUGGGGACGAGAGCAGCAGAGAACCUGAGGAGAAACCGCCAGUACCAGGAGGUGUUGAGGAACCUGGUGAAGCGAUAUGUAGCAGCCAUGAUCAGAGAUGCUAAAACAGAAGAGGGGUUGACUGAGGAGAACUUUAAGGAGCUGAAGCAGGACAUCUCUAGUUUCCGAUACGAGGUGAUGGGGAUGAUGAAGACAGGUAAACCUGGUCUGGGAGGUCCGGGGGGUGUUGUUGGGGGGGGUUCGGGGGGUCUGGGGUUGGUGGAGGGCAGUCCUCCCUAGCCUAUGCUGACCGGUCCCUUAAGGUCCCCACCACCCCCCCCACAUCCAUUGGCCAGCUGAAGAACAACAAGAAGACACUGUUCACCGUAACCGCCUCCAUCAUCCAGCAGGGCGGCGCCACAGCCUCCUCUCCUCGGCUCCCAGACGCACUUGCCUUCAAAGGGCUGAGGCUGGCUAACGGCCUGGCCCCCCUGCCCGCCGAUGGUGGUUCCUCUGCAAGCUCCAGAGACAAGCAGGGUCAGAGGAAAGACUUCCCCAGGGACAUCACUGAUUUUGGGUUGUUCAGGAAACGCCAAAGGGGUGGAGCUACUGGGGUUGGGAAUAUAUACUCUGUGUCCGAGGAGAUGGGGGAGGCAGGGGAA
Oncorhynchus tshawytscha (Chinook salmon) is the source of this 3431-nucleotide messenger RNA. RefSeq names its product short transient receptor potential channel 4-like. Lineage: Eukaryota; Metazoa; Chordata; Actinopteri; Salmoniformes; Salmonidae. Gene Ontology annotation, molecular function: inositol 1,4,5 trisphosphate binding; store-operated calcium channel activity; protein binding. The transcript is spliced from 16 exons. Gene Ontology annotation, biological process: calcium ion transmembrane transport; manganese ion transport; regulation of cytosolic calcium ion concentration. Gene Ontology annotation, cellular component: membrane; cation channel complex. The record is from RefSeq and is a predicted model, not a curated record. The coding region runs from base 709 to 3069 and encodes 786 amino acids.